UUAAUUUUGAAUUAUAUCACCGUCUAUACGUGUCUUCCAUCAACAUGGCAGAAAAUAACUGUUGCAGAUUUGGAGAAGUUCAAAUGGAUAGCGGACAAAGCAGACAACGAAUGAGGCCUUGGCUGGAAGCCAAAGUAGAGGCGGGAAACAUACAGGGACUGGAGUGGUUGUUCAGAGAGAAGAAGAUUUUUAAGGUCCCCUGGAAACAUGGAGGCAAACAUGACUGGAAUGAGGCAGAUUCUACAAUAUUUAAGGAAUGGGCCAUACACACCGGCCGUUAUAGAGAAGGGGUUGAUCCCGCAGACUGGCCAACGUGGAAGACACGGUUUCGGUGCGCUCUCAAUAAACUUCCGGAUAUCCAGGAAAUGAAAAACUUUAAUCAGCUAGAUGGCAGUGAUCCAUUCCGUGCCUACAGGUUCCUCAGUAAAGAAGAAAUCAACCAAGCGAAAUCAAACAAUAAAGAGUAUCGUGAGGUCUGUUCUUUAGCGUCCACUCCCGGUACACCAAAUUCAGAAUUGCCAGAAAAAGACCCGUCAGAGGUGAAGAUUCCAACCCAGGGCCAGUUACCUAACUUUCCGUCUGAUUUAGAAGAUUUAGAACUAGAACCCAUAAAAUCUGAUCCAAAUUCGACAAAUACUCAGCCGAAUCAAGUGACUACCCCAGCCAAUGAUGUAAAAGAGGAACCAAGUGAUGUCGAAAUGACAGAGAUAGGCGAUGGUUUGACAUCCCGUGGCCCCCAUCCUCAACAGGCCAUUGUUCCCCUAGUGGUCCGCCCACCAGAACCACAGGCACACGAAAUGGAAAUAAUAAUCUGUUACUGCCAACAACAAAUGUGCAGUUUUCACAUCCGAAGUCCGCAUGGAUGCCGACUCUUCUACGAUCCGGAGAGGAAUGAUCGUAUCCUUAUGGAACCGUUUAAACAGGAACUUUUUGGACCCGACCAGUUUGAACAACUAGAAUUUCCUCCCUGUGAAACCAACAACCCUGGCCAGGAGGAACACACGUAUAAACUACUGUCGGCGUUAGACAGGGGCAUGCUACUCGAGUGUCAUGAUGGCAAAAUCUAUGCAACUAGAAAAUCGAGAUGUGUAAUAUUUAUCUCAACUCCUACUGUUUACAAUGGAGAACCCUUCAAGUUGGAACGAAAUGAAAGAGUACAAGUGUUUGAUUUCCAUGGUUACUUUGAGCCAAUGUUACAGCGCUACCUGACGGGAGGUUCCAGCAAACCCCAGGCCCAUUUUAUGAUUGGUUUUGGUCAGAGACUGAUGUCCAGCAAUUCGGACCACAGUGGUCUGCUUAUUUCAGCACAGGUGUACCACAGCCGAGCAAAACAGCUGCUCAAUCAGGUCUCCUGUGCAAGCCCGCUUUCGGCAUCUAUAAAAAUUUCGAUGUCGGAUGAUUUUGACAAGCUAUUUUCAUACUUGAAACUUGUCAAAGAGGAAGGCAAUGGACAUGUCAUGGAAACUUAAACAGAAUUCGUAAUAUGACGUCAUUUCCUUUACAGACGAUUUGUUUUGUUCAGUUGGGUUGUUUGUUUGGUUGUUUUUGUUAAGGAGUUGAAACUCACCGGAAAACUGUAAUAGAUCUAAAUUGAAUAUAUUUGAUAGAUAUGAUAGACUUGCGUUAUUAGAAAAUUCAAAUAUACACAAUUUAACCAAAAAAAGCGUUUUUGUAUGGAAUCAUGGGGAAAAAGUAAAACCUGCAGAGAUCGAUAUCGAACUUUUUGCUUUGUAGUUUAUUAAACCAACGCUUUAAAGUACUGCGCUACCUAGUUAAUAUUGAAUAUGGUAAUUAAUAAAACAAAAUAGACAUUAUUUUAAUUAUGAUAUUAUUAGACAUUUCUUUUCAAAACAAAAAGACUAUCGGAUGUGUUAUUUCUUCUUAAAUAUUGUUUUCUGUGUAAGUUUUCUAUUCUAGCUGAUGUUUUGUAUUUCUUUCAAGUUGCAGUUAACGAUUUUAGAGAAAAUUAUACAUAAAAAGAUAUAGAAUAGAAAAAAAACGCACUAAGUAUUUAAGAUACUUGUAUCUGUAUAUUCAGAGCAACCUUAGUUCCCCUUACUUUGCUUUCAUAUCUAGCGGUGUGUACGUUAUACAUUGAAGAUAAAUUAUGAAGUUGGAAGAUAAGAUUUGCCAUAUACAUGUACGGUGUGCAUUAUGCAACUAUUUUUUUGUAACUGUAAGAUCUUAAAAUAAACCAUGAAUUCCAA
Saccostrea echinata is the source of this 2207-nucleotide messenger RNA. Its product is annotated as interferon regulatory factor 8-like. The transcript has 9 exons. The record is from RefSeq and is a predicted model, not a curated record. Gene Ontology annotation, cellular component: nucleus. The coding region runs from base 45 to 1469 and encodes 474 amino acids. Gene Ontology annotation, molecular function: DNA-binding transcription factor activity, RNA polymerase II-specific; protein binding; RNA polymerase II cis-regulatory region sequence-specific DNA binding. Gene Ontology annotation, biological process: regulation of transcription by RNA polymerase II; immune system process. Lineage: Eukaryota; Metazoa; Mollusca; Bivalvia; Ostreida; Ostreidae.